Molecule: messenger RNA, 3791 nt
Organism: Gadus macrocephalus (Pacific cod)
Lineage: Eukaryota; Metazoa; Chordata; Actinopteri; Gadiformes; Gadidae
Product: sia-alpha-2,3-Gal-beta-1,4-GlcNAc-R:alpha 2,8-sialyltransferase-like
Exons: 4
Coding region: 332-1453 (373 amino acids)
Biological process (GO): N-glycan processing; oligosaccharide metabolic process
Molecular function (GO): alpha-N-acetylneuraminate alpha-2,8-sialyltransferase activity
Source: RefSeq, a predicted model, not a curated record
UGUGUGCAUGAGGGAAAGAGGGAGAAAACCAUCUCCUUGAUUAGACGGGCUGCUACCGAGACUGCGUUGCAGUGCGCUGUGGAGCCACAAGGGCUGGAACGAAGGAAACGGGAAUCUGAUCCGCGCUACAAGACAUGCGACCGACCAUCAUCCUCAAAACACAGCGCACAGAUAGGCUAUUUUUGCGUGGUUCAUUUCACAGGAAAAUAUGAACACUUAACUUCACUCGGCGACAUUAUUUACGAAACCACAGUAAGGAAAAUAACCCGUACCAAAUCUCCCCCUUCCGAUGACUGCAUAGGCCCUGGCAGGGGAAUGAGAAGGCACCAAGAUGGUGCGCAUCGCGAACGCCCUGGGUCUGGUCAUCCUCAGCGUCGCUCUGCUCAUCCUCUCCCUCAUCAGUUAUGUGUCGCUGCGCAAAGACAGCUUCCUCAGCUCCUCCAAGUACGACAUGGGGGGUCCGAGGAUCAUGUUCCACGCGGGGUUCAGGUCUCAGUUUGCCAUGAAUUUCCUGGACCCAUCCUUCAUCCCCUUGACGAACGCACUUAACGAAGAGCUGCAAGGAAAACCCUCUAAGUGGAAAUUCAACAGGACUGCUUUUUAUCUACAAAGGAAAGAGAUCUUCCACUUCAUCGACAUCGCAAACAACUUUUCCCUCACCAAGAAUGGCGUCCGCGUGGGUCAGUUGAUGCACUUCGACUACUCCAGCAACAAGUAUGUGUUCUCCAUCAGCAACAACUUCAAGUCCCUGCUGCCCGACAUGUCUCCCAUCUACAACAAGCACUACAACGUGUGCGCCGUGGUUGGCAACAGCGGGAUUCUCACUGGCAGCCGCUGCGGCAAUGAGAUCGAUCAGGCCGACUUUGUGUUCCGCUGUAACUUUGCGCCCACAGAGGUGUAUUACAAGGACGUAGGCAGGAAGACCAACAUGACCACUUUCAACCCCAGCAUCCUGGAGCGCUACUACAACAACCUGCUCACCAUCCAGGACAGGAACAACUUCUUCCUCAACGUCAAGAAGCUGGAGGGGGCCAUCCUGUGGAUCCCGGCCUUCUUCCUCCACACCUCGGCCACGGUGACCCGCACCCUGGUGGACUUCUUUGUGGAGCACAAGGGCCAACUGAAGAUAGAGCUGGCCUGGCCCGGCAACAUCAUGCAGGACGUCAACAAAUACUGGAAGACCAAGAACCUGUCCCCGAAGCGUCUUAGCACUGGUAUCCUCAUGUACACGCUGGCCUCUGCCAUGUGCGAGGAGAUCCACCUCUACGGCUUCUGGCCUUUCGGCUGGGACCCCAACACGGGCAAGGACCUCCCCUACCACUACUAUGACAAGAAGGGCACAAAGUUCACCACCAAGUGGCAGGAGACCCACCAGCUGCCCAGCGAGUUCAGACUGCUGUACAAGAUGCAUGGGGAGGGUGUGACCAAGCUCAGCCUCUCGCACUGUGCCUAAACUUCAGAGUGAGAGUCUCCUACCUUCCCCUCCCACAACACCUCCACACCUUUCCAACCCGAGCGGAGGGCGAAAAGGCUGUGACCCAGAUACAUCUCCUCCCCGCCCCACAUUUGCUAUGGCGCAUAUAUCAAACAUUGCAUGAUGGGCACUGAGACAUUUCAACUGACAGUCCUCUUCUAUCCUCCUCCACGACAACACAUGUAUGUCGCCCCUAGCGGCACGUGACGGUAUCGACACUUCUCAAACAAAGAUGUCAAGGUUACUCGGGGGCUUGUUUUUAGACCACACAGGUUAGCCACAUGCAGCUCAGUCCGUCACUCCUCUGGCGUAUAGCGGCGUAGCCGGAACUAAAACUGUUCCAACAAUCACAGGCCAGCUCCAAUUAAUUCCACAUGCUAUUUAAUUAUAGAGCAUCUGACCUCUGCUUUGAAACAAAGGACGGGCUAUUGAUUUUGGAACGUGCUUUAAACUUUAUAGAAGGCCUUUAACAGAGGAAUACGCCGACUCUAUGCCCUCUAAGCACUGCCUAAUCUCAGGGAUGGAGUUAGAUCAGUGAUCCUUUCCUUUUCUUUCUUCCGUUCUAUUCUACUAUUCUAUGUCUUCACAGUGGGAAAUAAUGUUUUUAUUAACUUAGGCCCACUGGAAAAGACAAAAAUUCAAGAAAUGUAGGGGGGCACAGAUAUGGAGUAUGGUGUUUGUUUACAGUGCUGUGCUCCUGCAACAAAUCAGACCUAGCGCUGUCUCCAGCUGAUUCUACGUCCUGCUACCGUUUGUUUUCCUCUACAGAAUCGAUAAAGUUUCAGAGUAAGAACCAACAUUCCAUAGAAUAAGCCAUAGGCUAACCUUGUGACGACACAGAAGAACAACAAGAGAUUAUUAUAGAGGAUUUAAGCAACAGCUGACGAUUAAGAAGCCUUGUAACACACAAUCAGGAAGUCUUUACAAUGUUUUAGGAAAAUAUUUAUAAAUUAUGACACAUACAUCAAACCUUGUCAAUCCCUUUUAUUACUUAAAUUGAAACUAUAUAUGUUGAAACAAAAUCAUAGUUAUGUAGAUUAUGUUAACAAAGGCAAAAGCUAUUAUUUUACUAUCUAUAAAUAUACUUAUAUAUCAUUCGACUUGCGAUAUUUGAACAGAGAAACCCACUGUUUUUUAUAACCCACUUGUGAAAGAGCAUGAUUCAUUUGAAUGACAUUGCAUGUGAGUGGCACUAACAUAUGUUAAAUGCUGUUUCUUUAUUCCCAUUACAACUUCUUUGUAACGUUUAUAUUCGCAUAUUGCUAAAGUCACUAAUGUUAUCAGUGACUUUAUAUCAAGGAUGUUUCAAAGACAUCUCUUCCUAUAUUUCACAGGUACCAGACCAGUAGUCUUGUUGGAGAGCGGCCCUCCCUCUGUCUUCCCAAUCACACCCAUAGUAAUAGCUGGCCACAUGAUUGACUCAUGAAUUGUGCUCUUGUGUUGAAACACAUGCUUGGGGGCGAAGUUGUGUGGUGAAGUCAUUCCUGGAGUUUUCGCCAAGUGAGCCACACGUGAUAUAGCAAUUAGCGUAUGGAAAGGACUGAAAUUAUUGUGACCAUGCAGUGUUGUUGUAACUAUACAUACAUAAAACUUUAAGGAUUCAAUCCUAAUUGAACUGCCCUAGUUGUGUGAAUUAGAGACCCUGAAUGUUCGGUCAGUACACCAAAGAGCACUUUUCUGUUCGAGCGUACAUUGGCGGUGACUUAAGAUGGUGGAGUGUUGUAGAGCAUUUGGAUUGAUUCUUUUUUUUAUCACUUAAAUUAAUAUCAGUUUUAUUUUGUUUCCCAAUUUUGGUUUUGGGAAGUACACAAUGGCAGAUGAAUGUUGGGAAAGAUUUGUGUGUUUGUAUCUAUCUUGGCUCUGCAUUAUAUAUAUAUAUAUAUAUAUAUAUAUAUAUAUAAUGAACCAAAACAUGUAUAAUCUGUGUUAAAUUUUGAGUUAUAAAUCAAAGGUAUAGGUUUAUGUGUAUUCAUUCAGAAAACAGAUCAUCUUUCUUUUUUCAUUACAAACAGGUUUCAUUCCGAUUACCCUUUAAAAUGUACGCAUGAACAAUUGUAUUCCAUAACCCCCCCAAAAAAGUAGCCAAUGUACACGUCAUAUAAAAGUCUAGAUUUAUGUAAAGGACUUAACAUCUUGUUCAUGGCAACUAACAUAAUGGUCGUUCACCUAUAAAAUACAAGACUACAACCAAGACUGAAGUGUUUAUUUUUGUCACUUUGAGAAUAUACUCCCUGAUAACACAUCUACAUGAGCCUGCAUAUCCCUGCCAGUCAUGCUACAAUGUGUCAAAUAAAAAUAGUAUUUUUCUCUAUGGUGA